Molecule: messenger RNA, 6752 nt
Organism: Patiria miniata (bat star)
Lineage: Eukaryota; Metazoa; Echinodermata; Asteroidea; Valvatida; Asterinidae
Exons: 29
Coding region: 220-5886 (1888 amino acids)
Biological process (GO): homophilic cell-cell adhesion
Cellular component (GO): membrane
Molecular function (GO): calcium ion binding
Source: RefSeq, a predicted model, not a curated record
CCCGCUUCCCAUCGCCCCAAACAGACACUCCGCGUACCCGCCAGAAACACAGCUCACAAAAUAACCCUGGAAUUCCCAUGGAUUAUGAUCGGAAAACCUCGAGUUUUUGAAACUCUUGACGUGAUUUCCAGACGGGAACCCUUCUUCAAACCUUCUGCUGUGUUCUUGCGAUGGAUAUUUAUCGGUCAUCUUCUUUAAGAAUCUCGCCAGUAAGCUAAGAUGAGGAAGAUGUCUUGGUGCAGCCCGGCUAUUGUGCUGUGUCUACUUGUGACGGGAGUCUUUGCGUUAUUCGAUGAGGACAUCCGAUAUAAGCCAUCGAUUUGCAGAAGAAAAGUGAAGUCGGAGUGCGAUCUCGGGAUAUGCGAAAGAGAUGUGGAGAUAGAGUGUUACCAUGGUGUUUGCUCUAACCACACGGGAGAGUGCGUCUGUGCUCCGUGCUGGACGGGAGAUCGCUGCGAUAGUCUCCAAAACUCACACGUGCCAGUGUUUAAACAACAGACAGUUAAAGUUGACGUGAAUAUCAGAGACAGUUAUAGCGAUGACGUCAUCGCCACAGUGCGGGCGGAGGACCCAGAUGCGGAAGAGUGUUCUUACUCGGACAGCUGCCCAUGUGCGAAUAUUCUAUACUCCAUCGAGGAGGGGAAUGAAGACUCACUAUUCAUGAUCGAUCCCAGGAGUGGGGAGAUACGACUGUCUCGUGGACUCGAGUUAAAAGACUUGCAGGAUGCUGUGUUCGAAUUGGUGGUUUCUGCCAAGAACCCAGUGCACCGAACACGUGUGAGAAGGAGGUUGGUUAACACUGUUGAUGAGCCAAGUGAUAAAGCAGCCUCCACCAUGGCGGUGCGGAUUUCUUUCUCAACUGGGGACAAGGUUGAAGCUGAAGUUGUACAUUCCAGGCGAAGACGAUCGACGAGUGGCGUCCCGAGCGAAGAGACCUUCACCUUGGAGAAACUCUCCCCCUUCACCGGCGUCACGGACGUCAAGAUCGGGGAGAAGGUCCCCCUCCGUCUGGUCAUCUGGUUACCGGUCCAAUCAACCAACAUGAGAGUUGAGCUGCUUACACCGUACGAGUCUAGCGCCAUCAUGGUGGUAUGCGAUCCGCUCUUCACCCACAUUGGUGCUAACUACCCAUCGUUUGAUGGCAGUAGCGUGACGCCGGAAUAUUAUGCUCACGCUGGGGACUUUAGGUACGACCGCGUGGUACUCGACCUUGGCUCCGUCACCAACACGGGUUCAAACACCGCCGAUGAUGUCCCCAACAAGAUCCAUUUGGAUUUCACCGUGAUUCUGCAAGAGAAUAACGCCACGAAGUACGGGGAUAGCUACAUGGUGUCGGCAGGUGUCUCCUACGGUAGUGACUUGUCCAGUGUGUGGUCUGGAGGAACGACAUUUACUCCUGUUAAUGAUACAGGCGAUUGGUCGACGAGUUCUCCAGUUUUGACCAUCUCUGGCCCGAGUGAGAUGACGACCCAGAGUUCCGCCAUCUUUAACAUCGACCUGGUGCUCAAGAAUUAUGUCACCGACUUCUACGUGGACAUAGUGGCCGAGCAGUAUUCAAACGACCCCGUUAUGAAGGUCUGCGAAUUCCAACUUACCGGAAAAGGUGGUAGCUACGGUUGCAUGCCGGACGAGCUUCCCCAGAUUUCCUCAGUUCACGACAACACGACCGACGAUAACGCAACCGUCUUGGCAAGAUUAGACUUCGGCAAAAUCGUCAACACAGGUCUACGUGAUGGCAAUAAUGGCGACGACGAAAAUAAAAUUUCUACGGAAGCUGUGGUGUACAUCACCGACAGCUCGGACAUCGUAAACGGGGAGAAAUACUGGCUGGGCGUGACAAUCACGGUAGAUGGGUCCAAGAUAUACUCCAACCAGCAGGCUAUAAUGGCGCUUACUACACCAGCACCCAACAUGACCGCUGAUCCAGUGAUAGAGUUCUACGCAGUCGACGGCUACACCGUGACUAUCGGGGGCACCGUUGGCUUCGUCAUCAGCAUCGACAUCCCGGAGAAUAUCACCUCUGUCUUCAUCGUGGACCUGUCCAUGCCUUACACAACCUCCAACGGGGCUAUCCUGUCCAUCUGCCGGGCUGAGGUGGUUCAAGUUGGACAUAACAUUCCCUGCAUGGGGAGCAUGACGCCUGAAUUCAACCAAGAGGAUGGCCAACACGCAGACUACAUACAGUUCAACUUUGGAGGCAUCACCAAUCUAGGCCGGCGGCACCAGACUGAUGACAGUAAGCUAACGGUAUUGAUAACCGCCGAGCUGUUGGCCGAGCACCCUGACGUCUCGAACGGAACAGAGUUUGAAGUAACAGCCGGCGUCCGCUACGAAAUGUCCGACAAGGACAUACUGUGGGUGUCCAAAGCACCAAUCACAGCCGUGGAUUACCAACAUCAUGAAUAUUUAGACAGUGAUAAGAUACCAAAGUUCAAGCUACGAAAUCGUGGUAAAGAUUACUAUCUGUACAACAACUCCGCUGUCUCCCUGAACAUCACCGUAACCAUACCUCCCGAGACUACCUAUACCCCGGUCCUCCUCAACAUCACCGCCGGUCGAGGAGCCACGGACCGCCGGCCGAUGUUCAGCAUCUGCCGGGUCGAGGUGGUCGAGAUCGGAUCCAACUUCUACUGCCACAACCUCGACAAGACCUCCAUUACCAACGUCUCGAUGGUAGAGGGCGUGGCGUACGAAUACCUGGUGGACCUGGGUGUGGUGACCAACAGCCUGGAGGCGGGAAUGCAGAAGGACCCGGAUGACGGUUCGUUUGUUGUGGAAGUUAAUCUCCACUGGGAGGACCACGUGGAGCUUGUUCACAUGGAGAAUGUCACCUUGACGGUUGAGGCCACGUACGGUCCCAGCGGGACUUGGCAUGGCUCCAUGGAUUAUAUCAUCAACUUCGAUCGGCCAGAAUUCCGGCAGGACGACGACGCGCCGCAAUUUGACUUGACUCUGGGGCCGAGCCAGAGCAGUUUCUUACGGGCAGGUGGUCUGGCCGUCUACUACCUCUCGGUCUUGACCCCGCCCAAUUCAGCCGGUACCUACUGGAUGGACGUGGUGACGCCCAACAGCAGCCUCAGUGUUUGCCGGUCUCACUUGGUGUCAGCCGGGCGUAACCUGCCGUGUUUUGAGACUGAGCGACCCGUGCAGUAUCUGUCCUACGAGGAGGACGGACAUCGAGAUAGAGCCGUGCUGGAUAUUGGUCCCGUGAAAAACAUUGGCACUAAGCCCAUCCUCAACGCUGAUGACAAUAAGAUGGUAGCGGAGGUAGUAGUGAAGCUAGAAGACAUCGCCGUGCCUCCAGACAAUCUGACUGAGCCAGAGGUACAGGAAUUCGAGUUGACGGUCAAGGCAGGGGAUACGGAGCUUUACACGGUGCCGAAGGAAGUCCAUGUUGAUGUCAGACCAGCCUUCACUAAUUUCACUGAGAUACCCGUAGUGACAUUGACUAAGUUGAACGCUGAGCCUUUGGUCACCAUUGGUGGAGGUGUGGUCUACAACUUGGAUUUCUACGUUCCAUACGGGUCUAUAUCUGAUUAUCAGGUCCGAUUUUUCGGUGAUCGAGUCGACCCUUACCGGACGACUAUAUGCGAGGCUAGGCUGAUCCAGACCGGAUGGAAUGUACCCUGUGUCAACGGAACAUUCCUAACUACGAUCUACAACUCUACCAAUGACGAUGACCACAUUGAUACGGCCUUUAUAGACGUCGGUACAGUCGCUAAUAUGAAUCCAUAUGGAUCAGUGGUGGCGUCUGAACUUAAUAAGGUCAGAGUUCAAGUGGUCGCCCGCCUAGAGAACAACGACACCGUCAUGGAGAAUGAUCAGCUAUGGUUGGGUGCGGUGCUGAAGCUCAACGAGCACAAUGAGUACUAUCUCAGGGCCUCCUUCAAUGCCACCGAAGACAACAUUUACUCCGAGACAAGUCCACAGCCGCAAUUCCAAAUCUACCGGCCUGGAGACAACGUCGUCAUGACGAUCGGCUCCAAGGAAACCUACUACCUGAAGAUCACCACCCCAGUCAUGAGCACCCCGAUGACCGUAAACGUCACACUCCCCACGGCUGGGAACGAGGCGUUCAUGACCAUCACCGAUAUGCAGCUCGUGCGGGUCGGCGUCAACUACGCCUGUUAUCAUCUCUAUGAGCUGGAACCAGUCUAUAACUCCACGUACUCCACGAGUCAGAACGACACGGCGUUUAUCAAUCUAGGCAUCAUCACCAACCAUGGAACCACACACUACUACCAGUACAAUCCGGAGUACGUCACCCCUGAGGAUGAUGAGAUUCUCAUCUCUCUGGAGGUCCAGCUGGCCGACCAUCCUGAUCUCUUCGACGGGGCUGAGAUCAUCUUCGAUGUAGCCUUCGAUUACAGCCUUGGGAGGCAGACGGCUUUCAAUGAGACGGUGGGCGUGUCUAUUGUCGGUGACGAGCGCCCGGAGGUGGAGUUUAACAUCACCAUGCCGGAGUAUGAUCCAAUGGUGACGCAGCAAGGGGACCUUCUUCUGACCGAGCUGUCUAUCCACCAUGUCAAUUAUUCCAGUAGCCACGCCUAUGGCGUGGUCAUAUACCUCAUGUUGCCGUACUACUUAGAAGUUGAUCCUGACCUUGAGAUUGAGGGACCUCCUCUGUGCGUCAAGACAUCUGAAGCGGGAGUCAAGUUCCACUUCGCUGAGAUGUACUUCACUGAUACCUUCACGAUGUGGUUCAACAUCUCCAUGGAUCCUAAUCGAUACUUGCCGAUCGAUAUGAACUUCGUCAAUACGACGGUACCGAUGGAGAUAGUCUACUACAAGCGCGAUGGAACAGACAACGAUGGAAACAUUGUCCUUGGGGAUGUCUUCAAGACAGAAACGCUCAUACUCGAUCUGUCCUUCAGAACUGAGCAAUGCUUCGAUGUGCUUGGGAUCGAGAACAGCUUCACAAUACAGGACUGCCAGAUCACCGCCAGCUCUUACCUCAAUGAAACCUACUCCCCUCAGAUGGCUAGGCUGAAUUCAGAAUCCGGCUGGGCACCAGCGAUACGAGACAUGAAGCCAUACCAGGGAAAUGACUACCUUGAGGUGCGAUUCGGUGGACUACAUCGAUUUAGCGGAGUGAGAAUGCAGAAAGAGUUCAACGACAGUAGCUGUGUCAUGUCAUACCAAUUGAGCUACAGUGUCGAUGGCAUUGUGUGGUAUGACUACGAUCAGACGUUCAUCAACGACUACAACGAGACAUUGAAUGAUUCCUCCUCGCUCAACCUCAUCCCGGUACCGUUCAACGGCGCGUAUUUCAGGAUACGUCCUCAGAGCUACGCGGUCAACACAACCUUCCCCGUCAUGAGGUUUGAGCUGUACGGAUGCAGACGGACCGCUGAUAUCGAUCUAAAUGCUGCCUGUGCGAAAAUGGAAUUUCCAGAUUAUCCAUACUACGAGCGUGGUUUUAUCAUCGAGCCAGAGACAGGAUCUGUUUACGUUUGCAUUCUCGAAUAUGUUGAUGGCCCAACCAGAUGCUCCUACUCGCUGGAUAAUGGGACUACGUGGGAGUCCAUGGACAACAAUGUUGCCAACGUCAUUGGCCUGGAGCCAGAGACGAAAGAACUGUUCGGGAUAUCCCAGAACAGACGCGCGAUCAUGCGCAGUGGAAACCUGGGUGUCACGUGGUCCAGCAUGGAGCCCGAGCGGUACCUAGAAUUAUCGAACAGCAGUUACAUAAUGGAGACGACGAGGGUCCCGUUUAUUGACAUCUCGGGCGAGCCUGAUGACUUCAUCGUGGCAACGGAAGGAGAUAGCAUAUUCUUCGAGUGGGGAGCUGCGUCAGAGGGUCUAUAUCGACGAGAAGUGAUGGUAACCCACAACGGCACAGCGCCAAGUGAAUGGGAACUCAUGGGUCUCUGGGGCUACCCUUGAUGGGAACCAGCGACUUUUCCAACCAACCAGGGGAUUGUGCACUACUUUUUGUUCGGCGAAGGCAGAUUAUAAAUCUCUCCAAAAAAAAAGAGUUCAUCUUAUGCUGUGAAAACAUCGGCGAAGAAUCGUCUUAAUUCUUAGUCAGUAUGCAUAUAAGUAAAUGUUUAUUCGAACUACAUUUAAGAAAUAUCGAAGAGAAAAGGGUGUUGAUAGAUUACCUUUUAGUAAUAAGCUUUAAUACAGUUGUAGUUGAUUAAGAGCUGAAAUAAAGAUUGUAGUUUUGCUGUAUCGAGCUUUUCGACAGCAUGGAGAUAAAAUAUCUAUAUAUAAAUCUAUGUAAUAUAUUGUACAAAAUAUACAUUUUUCUCUUAGUCUGAAUACCUUUAGAUUAAAAGGUGUUGUUAUUGUGUAUUUUUUAUUAUGAGGUCUCUGAUGUCAGGAAUAAUAGUGGUCGAUGAUAUUUUAUCCUUGCCCAACCUUUAAAGACAAUAGUUGUUUUUGUAAUCAACUAGCUAGAUGCUACUUCUCCAAUGGAACUUUCUCUUUAUUCUCCUGUUCAUGCAAAAUUAAUGUUAAAAUAUCUAAUCAGGAAGUAAUUAAAGUAAACACCAAAUGUAGUUGCACUUUAAAAUACUGGGAAAAAUGAUAGCACUAAAAUCCAAAUGUGACCAAUGAUGCUAUAAGAUGUGCCAAAGAUGAACGGGUUUCCUGCACCAAGUUUAUUGAAACUUUCGUCUGUAUCAUACUUGAGUAAAUUAUACAAAAUGUACAAAAUGUAAUUGACAAUUUAGAACACCAUUAUUUUGUGUCAAAGAUUGUGACGAAAAGAUUACUGUAAAUAAAAAGUGUAAUCUUGAAUAACUGUA